GUAAAGAGAAACAUGACAGAGGAGGAGUUUGCACUCAAGAUAUACUGUACUUGAAGGUUACAACAUAGACAGACAGUGACUUGAGAGGAACAAAUAGAUUCUUCAGAAUAAUAUUUAGUUUACUUUAUUUAGUUAUCAGGGGACUGAAGUUUAGGGGCAAACGCAAAGAAAAGUUGGAAGUUUGUAAAAGCGUGAAAUGUCGUCGGCUGUGUCUUUGCUCGUGUGUGCCCUGUGUUGGUCCGUCUCUUCGGGUGAGGACUUGUACAUGACCAGAGCUCUGAAGCUGAUGUCUGAGACACCGCUCAUCGAUGGCCACAAUGACCUGCCUUGGCAACUCCGUGAACAAUUCAACAACCAGCUCAACAAAGUGGACCUAAACACUCUGGAAACAACACACACCAACAUACCAAAGAUUAAGACGGGUCGUCUUGGAGCGCAGUUCUGGUCAGCCUACGUGCCCUGCGAGUCUCAGUACAAAGAUGCAGUCAGACAAACGCUGGAGCAGAUUGAUGUGAUUCAUAGGAUGUGUCAGAAAUACCCCAAAACGUUCAUGUUCGCCACCAGCAGCCAAGACAUCGUGGAGGCGUUCGGCCACAAUAAGACGGCCAGUCUGAUUGGUGUGGAGGGGGGUCACUCCAUUGACAGCAGUCUGGGGACGCUGCGUACCUUGUACCACUUGGGGGUCCGCUACCUGACACUCACACACUCCUGCAACACACCCUGGGCCGAUAACUGGCUUGUGGACACUGGAUCAGAACUACCGCAACACAACGGACUGUCUCCUUUUGGCAAGCAACUGAUUGUAGAAAUGAAUCGCAUGGGGAUGCUGAUCGACCUGUCUCAUGUGACUGUAAGAGUGAUGCACCAGGUUCUGGACAUGUCAAAGGCUCCUGUCAUCUUCAGCCACUCCUCCGCCUUCGCUGUCUGUCCACAUAAGAGAAAUGUUCCGGAUGAAGUCCUCAAGAGAGUGAAUGAAACUGGAGGGAUCGUCAUGGUCAACUUCUACAACGACUAUGUGACCUGCUCCCACACUGCCACCCUCGCCAACGUUGCCGAUCAUUUUGACCACAUAAGAAAAGUGGCUGGAGCUGGCAUCAUUGGUUUCGGUGGUGACUAUGAUGGUGUUGAAAGACUCCCAGAGGGUCUGGAGGAUGUGUCCAAGGUCCCACAUCUGGUGGCUGAGCUGCUAAGAAGAAGGUGGUCUGAUCUUGAGGUUAAAGCCGCUCUGGGAAACAACUUGCUUCGUGUACUCAAACGUGCGGAGGAGGUCCGUGACAGUCUGAGCAAGCUGAGCCCAGAUGAUGUCCCUAUCCCGUACGAUGAGGUGAAGAACUCGUGCAGGACGGGCGAUGGUUACUCCAACAGUGGAGCUUUUCCCUCACUCAGCAUCACGGCUCUUCUUUUAACAAAGGCUCUUCACACCCUCAUCUUGCUAAGCGCUUCAUAGGGGCUUCUUCACAUUAGCUAAUGUGUUCAGUAGUAUAAUAUGCUCUUCUUAAGCUCA
This is a messenger RNA of Phyllopteryx taeniolatus (common seadragon), 1504 nucleotides long. RefSeq names its product dipeptidase 1 (gene dpep1). The coding region runs from base 197 to 1447 and encodes 416 amino acids. The record is from RefSeq and is a predicted model, not a curated record. Gene Ontology annotation, biological process: proteolysis. NCBI's taxonomy places the organism in Eukaryota, Metazoa, Chordata, Actinopteri, Syngnathiformes, Syngnathidae. Gene Ontology annotation, molecular function: metallodipeptidase activity. The transcript is spliced from 10 exons.